UGAGGGAAUAAAAGGCUGUAAGAAAAGGCAGAGCAUUACAGAGUCCAGACACUUGGAGCUGAACUUGGUUUUCAAGUCUGAGCUCAUCCACUUAGCCACGGAAAGCAGUCACUGGGAAACAGCGCAGAGGAAUUCUGUCACCUGCACACUGCAGCUACAAACGCCAUCUGCUUAAAAGAUAGAGAAAACUCUCAGAAACAUGAUUUGCCUGCMGUUGCUSUCUCUUCUUACCUAUGGACUUACAGUGCUGCAGGRAGUGAAUGGGUGGACAUACCAUUAUUCAGAGACAAACAUGACCUACAGGGAAGCAGAGCUGUGGUGCAGAAAGAAGUACACUAACCUGGUUGCUAUCCAGAAUAAGGAGGAAAUUAAGCAUCUCAAUGAGUUCUUGCCAUUCAAUCCGGGUUACUACUGGAUUGGAAUCAGAAAAAUUAAUGGUGUAUGGACCUGGACUGGAACUAACAAAGUACUGACAGAAGAAGCAAGGAACUGGGCUUCAGGUGAGCCAAAUGGCAAAGGGAACAACGAGGACUGCGUUGAGAUCUACAUCAAAAGAGGGAAGGAUGACGGCAAAUGGAACGAUGAGCAGUGUGAGAAAAAGAARGUCGCCUUGUGCUACACAGCUUCUUGCAACCCAUCUCUCUGCAGUGGCCAUGGAGAAUGCAUAGAGACUAUUAACAAUCACACCUGCCAUUGCAAUCCGGGCUUCUAUGGGCCUGAAUGCGAGUUUGUUCAGAGUUGUGAUCCCCUAAAGAAACCUGAUCAYGGGAGCCUCGAGUGCCACCAUCCAUUGGGGGACUUCAGCUACAACUCAUCCUGCACAGUUCAGUGUGAGGAGGGUUAUGAGCUGACUGCUUUGGAAUCUGUUCACUGUACCUCUUCUGGGGYCUGGUCUGCUCCUCUUGCAGCAUGCAAAGCUGUGACCUGCCCUGCCUUGGACAUUCCUGUCCAUGGGGCUAUGAACUGCUCCCAUCCCUCUGUGCAGCUCACCUGGGGCACCACCUGUGAGUUCACCUGUGAGGAAGGCUUUACCCUGACAGGACCAGCUACCCUGCAGUGUGGAUCCUCUGGGGCCUGGGAUGGGCAGCAGCCAAGCUGUGCAGCUGUGAGGUGUGAGGCUGUCCCAUGGCCAGCAGAAGGCUCUGUGACCUGUGACCACGCUCCUGCAGAUCUCACCUAUGGCUCACGUUGUGAUUUCCAGUGCAGUGAGGGAUAUGUUCUGGAUGGGCCAUCCAGCACUGAGUGCACAGCUCADGGACAGUGGUCAGAGCCAAUGCCAAAAUGCAAAGUUGUACAGUGUGAACCACUGAGCUCUCCUGAGAAAGGCUCUAUGGAAUGCUCCCAUGGGGCUGGAAUCUUCACAUACAAGACCUCCUGCCACUUCAGCUGCCUGGAAGGAUGGAGUCUCAAUGGCUCUCUUGUUCUUGAGUGCAGCCAUUCAGGAAACUGGAGUGCCAUCUCGCCCACAUGUGAAGCUUCUGACCAAGCCAGCUAYGUCUCUGUGGGCAUAGCAGCCACUUCUGCCUCUCUGCUGUCCACAGGAUCAUUCCUCCUUUGGCUUGCAAGGCGCUUCCGGAAAAAAGCAAAGAAGUUUAUUCCUUACAGGAACUGGCAGGACACAGCCUCUGAAGGUAGUUUCCAAAGUGCUGGCCAGGAUGUCUAACUCAGGUGUUUCAGGAAUUAAAGCCACCUUCACUUACGUCUCAGAUUUCUCAGAGAAUGAAACUGCAUGGAAAUCAGCAGCUGUCCAGAUGUUUUUACCUCUUGCUGACAAGAUGAUUGACCUUGUGUAUGAUUCAGAAAUUUUGAACUCAAGCUGUCUGGUAUUUCCAUUGAAGACAAGCAGAGAGUAAAACUCUGCCCUUCUGGCCAAAUCCUGCCUACAUUAUUCAGUCAUGUAGAGUUAUCCUGACUGGGAGCUUGCCAUCUCCUGUCCAGAUGGCGAGCAAACAGAGCACUGCUGCCUAAAGGGGAGGCUGGUUCCUCCCCUGCUCCACUCAAAGGUACCGAGCUGAGGUGAAGACAUGCAUUAUUUCACAUCGCUUACUACACUGCUGGAGGUGUCUUCUCUGGACUCACAGGGGUUAUGCCUGCAGAAACAGAAGAAUCAGGAUGAAAAAAUAGUCACUGAACAGCUUUGAAACUAUUGAUCUGGUUUGUGAAAGUCAAUUUAUUUUAAAAUGUCCCAGUCACUCAAUAUGCCUGUAGUGAUAUGGGCAGUUAUUUAGGUUUCUGCUGCAUAUCCCAGGAAACUUAGAUACCUUUUUUUCUUUAUUAUAAUAGCACAAGGAACCAUCAUGCUUCUAGCAGGUACUCUGGUUUCUGAGCACAGCAGAUAGAUCUGAAAUUAUCUCAUCCCUGUGGGAUUUUGUACUGUAAUAUGUGUAUAAACAUACAUAUUUAUUUGUGCAGCUUUUACUGUGGAUAUUUCUGUGCUCUUACAUGUAAAUGUAUUGUAAAAUACUUGUUCUUGAGUAGGUCUGUGGUCUUUGAUCAACUGAUCAGAAUUUAUUUUAAAAUAAAUUUGAGAUGCUUGUAUGGAUUUAAUGCCUGCAUAUUAUUUAUGAAUGAAAUGGAAGCCUGAAAUUUGUAUGUUUUUAUAUUGAAAGUAUGGUUUUUGAGCUGUUAAAAGUCUUCAA
Malurus melanocephalus (red-backed fairy wren) is the source of this 2639-nucleotide messenger RNA. It is a transcript of the gene SELE, whose product is annotated as selectin E. Bases 200 to 1663 code for a protein of 487 amino acids. NCBI's taxonomy places the organism in Eukaryota, Metazoa, Chordata, Aves, Passeriformes, Maluridae. Gene Ontology annotation, cellular component: membrane; external side of plasma membrane. The transcript is spliced from 12 exons. Gene Ontology annotation, molecular function: sialic acid binding; oligosaccharide binding. Gene Ontology annotation, biological process: leukocyte tethering or rolling; response to cytokine; heterophilic cell-cell adhesion. The record is from RefSeq and is a predicted model, not a curated record.